Messenger RNA from Ornithodoros turicata, 2592 nucleotides. RefSeq names its product alpha-taxilin-like. The transcript is spliced from 11 exons. Lineage: Eukaryota; Metazoa; Arthropoda; Arachnida; Ixodida; Argasidae. Bases 351 to 2147 code for a protein of 598 amino acids. The record is from RefSeq and is a predicted model, not a curated record. Gene Ontology annotation, molecular function: syntaxin binding.
UCAUGUGCUUUCAAAGGCAUGGCGCUGUAGCUAUUUUGGGCCUUUUGGGCAACCUACCUUUGUCGCAGCCGGUUGCUGCAAGAAAAAUAAUAGUUACCUGAGACUUUUCUGUAUUACUUAGCACAGUUGCUAAGUUGCUCAAAUAUUUAUAUAGUCGCACAGUGCCCAACGGGUAGUCUAUUUGCGAAACCCUUCAUGUUUCCGGGAAGUUGUAUUGAUUUUUAACUGCAUAUCGUUUCGCGACUGGUCGAAGUGAAGCACCACAACGAGGUAUUACCAUCUUGAGAGUUCAAAACACGUGCGCACUGCUUUUGAACUUGCCGAUCGUGCAGAAAUACUCUACUGAAGGUAUGGAAAGUCAAAUACAAAACGGCUUAGAGAAUCUCCUCUCUGAGCAGCACAACGGCGAAAUUUCCGGAAUGGAAAAUGCGGAGAUCAACGAGAACUCAGAGGGUUUAGCAGGUCCCUUGGAGGUCUGUGUUGCUGCUGACCACUGUAAGGAAGAAAAGAUAGAAAAUGUGGCUGCCAUUAUGACUCAAGGUGCAAUUGCUGAAAAACAGCUGGAAAAGCUUGCAUCAGGCAUCCCGCAAGAUGGCUCCCUCGAACGAAUUAUAUCCGAAUGCAACAGCGCUGCCCAGCAGAUGAAGCACACCAUUCACGAAGUGCUCAAGGCUCGCCUAGAAAUGGGUGAAGCAGCUGCACAAGAGGAAUCACCCGAAGAAGACCUUAUCAAGCGGCUGGUGCAUCUAAGACAAGUGAUCCAGAAGAAUGUCGGCGAGGACACUUCAUCCCAUCCAAAGCACCCGAGCAGUGGUGAUAAUUCGGAUAAUCUCUCGGCCGCUGCUGUGGACAGAGCGGCACGAGAACCGUCUCCGAAGUGCAGCACGCCUCAGCGAACAUCAGCGUCAGCAGAGAAGGGUCAUAAGGAGAAGUCCACAUCCGUAGCUGAGUGCUGUGCAGCGGAGAAGCCCCAGGGACCGCACGAAGAAGCUGCUGUGAAAGGUCCGCAGGCACAACCAAAGGCAACUUCCGUUCCUCCUUGUGAAAGGAGAGAAUCGCCAUUGAGGAAGAUGCCGGCCAAGCACACCUCUGCCACUAGCAAACGCAAGGGAGAGAAAACUGUAGAAAGCAUAAUGCGUGGUUUGGCGGCCCAUAUGACUCCAGAGGCCAAGUUAGAGGCUCUGUGUCAGCAGCACUUAGGUGCGCUAGAAGCCAUGCGUCUCCUGCAGCUACGAGUGCAGCAGGCCGAUCGGACAGCGGCGCAGGCGGUACGAGAGAAGGAGCAGCUGCAGGGGGAGUGCAACCGAGCUCUUCUGGCUAGAAGCCGCCUUGAAGGGCUCUGCAGGGAGUUACAAAGACAGGGUAGAGUUAUUAAGGAAGAGAGUGCCUUGAGGAUUCGCGAAGAAGAAGAGAAGCGCAAGGAAGUGGCAGGGAAGUUUCAGGUAGCCCUGCAGGAUAUAACAGCCCUGCUGCAGGACAACCAGGCUCGUAGUAUGCAGCUUAGGAAAGAAAAUACGGAACUUGUGCAGAAGCUCAAAACGCUGGUUGAUCAUUACGAGAUGUGGGAAAAGCACAUGGGAACAAUGCUGGAACAGAAGGAAUUGCAAGCUCAAGUGGCACGUGCGAAACAAGUGCGCACUGAAGCACAGCUGCAUCAGGAGAGGCAGGCCUUUCUACAAGAGAAGCAACAAGUUUUGCAGCGAGUGUCAGACACACAAAGGCACACAGAGCAACUGGCAGCAAACGAAGCUCAACUACGCGCCGAGCUGGCCCUCUACACCAGCAAGUAUCAAGAGUUCCAAGGUGCCCUGUCACAAAGCAACCAUGUCUUCCGUACCUUCAAGGCAGAUAUGGAACAGAUGUCGAAGAAGAUCAAGAAGUUAGAAAAGGAGACUUUGCAGUGGAAGAAUCGUUGGGAGAGCAGCAAUAAAGCCUUGGCCGAGAUGGCUGCAGAUAAAGAUAAGCGUGACCAGGAGCUGGUGGCUGCCCAGCAGAGGGUGAUCACCUUGGAAAAGCUCUGCCGUGCUCUGCAGCUAGAGAGGAAUGAGCUCAACAAGAAGCUAGGAGACACAGCUACCACCCUGCAAGGUAUAGGUGAAGUCAGGGGUAUUUCAGGUACAAAUGUCGUGGAGAGUGAAGCAAGUUGAAGGCAAAAUAACAAUCUGUAGUGCAUGCACUUCAGGCUUUUUUUGCGUGUGUUUUCAGUUCGUGCUCCUCAGUGCAGGGCGUGUGUUUUAGCUGCGGUUAGUGUUUUCUGUUGUGAGAACUGCCAACCUUAGGGAAUAAAAGAGAAAGGGAUACGACGCAUCUCAGUACAAAGCCUCAAUACACAACCCCCCCCCCCCCAGGAACCACAGCUUGUAUUGUUUGGUGCCCCAGCUUUUGGGUUCUGACCUUGGGGAGUAGUUUUCUUGUGUUGCCUGCGCUUUACACUUACCAAUGUAGUCAUAGAUAUAUGAUAAUGAAGUACAUUCUAGUGCAUAUCUAUUGUAGUUUGGCUGGUGUAUAUGCCAGGUGUACCAUACUUUACAGCUGUUUGUUGAUGUGUCGUAUUUAUAAAUAAGAUGCAAAUAAAAGAUUUUAACAUCGAAA